AUGGCUUUUCUCAUGCAACCCAUCACUCUGUUCCCUCUUCGAAGCGGCUACUCGGUCGGAGUUCUCGCCACUUAUUUUGGGUUCACUUCCCAUCAACUGAUGGUUUUUUCGCUCGGAACAUCUGCUUAAAGCUCUCUUUAAUUUCAGACUGUGCUCUCAUUUCUGUUCAGCUUUCAAAUCAACACUCUCAGUGUGUGCUUCCUUCGAAAACAUCAGGUUCUAGCGAGACUCGGCCACAAGUACGAACUGUCUCCACAAGUUUACGCCUUUUUCAUGUUCGCGUUCUAUGCAUUCGCCGUCACUUUUGCAGUUGUUUUCAAUCUGGCCGGAGUGCGAGAAGACGAAAUCUACAAUAUUAUAUUACAGGUUGUGCAAAUGAGAUGAGAAGUCGUUCAAGUCUAUUCACGUCUUUCAAUUGCAGGACUAUCCACAGUUUCUGUCUCAGUUCAUGCACAUUCGCGAGUUUGCCCUCUACAAGUUGAACCCGAUGCUCAUCGCCUGGUUCUCGAUGGCUAUUCUCGGGUGUCUGCAGACAGGCAUCACUGUCUCCGUUCUCGUCUUCCAAAUGUUUUCGAUCCUUCUGGAACAACGACUUCAUCUGUCCAAAAGCACUCUUGAGAAGCAUCGAGUUGCACUUUGGAGUCUGAUCGUCCAGUUCUUCGUGGCUCCCAUCGGAGUCCUGCCCGAAAUGUUGAUAAUUCUGACGGUGGUGAUCGAGUUUAAGUACGCGCAAAGUGAGUGUGCACCUCGAAACCCUUUGAAAGUGUCCGGGAGUUUCAGUUUUCACCUGGUUCGGUCUGAUGGUAAUGACGACGCACUCGAUCAUCAACUCGCUCGUCGUCAUUUUCACGUUUCCCGAGUUUCGGGCUAUUGUCAUUUUCUGGAACAGAAACGGAUCAAAAACGUAUGAAAGCAAUAGCUAGCUAUUUCGGGCAAGUGUAGUUUUCAGAAGGCUCACUGCGAGCGGACGAGGACCUCAAGUCGUUUGGGAUUUGUCGAGUGCCACGCGACAACAUUCAAAUCAAACUCAAACUUUCAUGACAUGA
Messenger RNA from Caenorhabditis sp. 36 PRJEB53466, 1046 nucleotides. Lineage: Eukaryota; Metazoa; Nematoda; Chromadorea; Rhabditida; Rhabditidae. The record is from the annotation of a GenBank genome assembly.